Paramecium sonneborni is the source of this 1260-nucleotide messenger RNA. The record is from the annotation of a GenBank genome assembly. NCBI's taxonomy places the organism in Eukaryota, Ciliophora, Oligohymenophorea, Peniculida, Parameciidae.
AUUGCACUCUUCAUUAUCAAAAUGCAAUAACAUUCAUUUGCUUCGAAAAUCACAAAUGUUAAUGUUAAAGGAAACCAUGUGCUUAAUGUCUAUGUGAACAUUGAGUGGAAAUCAAAAAGGUAGUACCAAUAUAAACUUUUCAUGAAAUGGCUCUAGGGAAAUUACAACAAUCUAAUCUCAAUUAAACAUAUGAGUUAACCAAAAAGAGCGAGACUUUUAAAUCUUUGCUAUCUGAAACUGAGACUACAAUGAAGAAAAUAUGUUAAGAUUUUUUUCAAUCAAUCAAAUAAAUAUAUGAAAUGAUUGAUAAGGAAAACAACUCAUACAUAAAUCUUCUCCACUAAAAUCCAUUAGAAUCCUCCUAUACAGAUUUAAAAAAAUUAUUCUCCAUUGUAACAGGAACAAAAUUAAAUGACUAUGAUGAUUAGAAAAAUUCAUAUAUGAUUGAGUUGGAGCAGAUCAAGAAAAUAUGGAACCAAGAAAUUUUGGUUUUAAUAGAAAAAUCGAAAGAAGGAAUGAAAAAGAUUUAGUCAUUAAAAAUAAAGUAAGAGUUUAAAAUUUCAUUUUAGGAUUGAAUCAAAUCAAGAGGAAGAAGAAGUUUAUUAAUUGAAAGAAGAUAUUUGUGAAAUUUUAGACUAUACUAGAGAUAUUGAUAUACCAAUAUUUGAAGGGAUUAUUGAUGUAUUGAGAAAGGAGAAAAUUUCGGAUAUCCUUGCAUUUCUUUCAAAGCCAUUCAAUUUUAAAGAAUAUGAAUCAUUUAUUUUUAAGAAAGAAGAAAUAAGUGAUGUUAAGAAGAAAAUUAAGAAGAUCAAUAAUGUGAUGAAAAAUCUUAGUGAUCAUCUAUUUAAUAAAAUGUACUAUUCUUCAGAUCUUUUUUUCAAGGCUAGAUAAAAUCUAAUCAAUAAAAUAGCAGGAAAUAAGAAUAUCAUUGAAUUUCUGAAAUUUUUAGUUCAAAUCACAACUAUAGAUGAAAAAUUUAUUUAAUCCGGAUCAAAUGGAUUAAAUUUAUUAGUGCAGAUGAAGGUUGAUCUUUCAAAUAAAAGCUUUGAAGACAUCAAGAUCUAGAAUACGAGUCUAAUUGGAGCUAAUUUUGUAAGAUGUAAUUUUAGUGGAUCCGUAUUCGAAAAUGUAGAUCUUAGUGGAGUUAAUCUAAAUGGAGCUCUACUGUUAAAUUGUAAGUGGAAGAAUAUUAAAAUUCACUAGUAGAACAAAUAGGAUGGUCAUGCUGGUCCUGUCCAAUCAAUAUGCUUUUAACCAGAU